Pimephales promelas (fathead minnow) is the source of this 4026-nucleotide messenger RNA. RefSeq names its product solute carrier family 37 member 1 (gene slc37a1). Gene Ontology annotation, biological process: glucose-6-phosphate transport; phosphate ion transmembrane transport. NCBI's taxonomy places the organism in Eukaryota, Metazoa, Chordata, Actinopteri, Cypriniformes, Leuciscidae. Gene Ontology annotation, molecular function: glucose 6-phosphate:phosphate antiporter activity. Gene Ontology annotation, cellular component: endoplasmic reticulum membrane. The record is from RefSeq and is a predicted model, not a curated record.
UUGAAUUUAAAUGUUUGACUUCAUGGGUGGAGUCUUUUAUUUUGAAAUAUUUUAGUUUUGAAGUCUCGUGUUGUUUCGUAUUUCAUGCUACUCUUGUUGUCGUCGUCAUCGUCAUCAUCAUCAACAUCGCCCCACCGGACCGAAUGAGGAAGUGAAAGAGACGGUCGUCAAAGACAACGCUGAACGGAGAGUCGGUUGAUGCGGAUAUAAGACGACGAAAAAGAUUUUCGUAAUGGGUUCUUGUGUCUUUCUGUUCACAUACCAAGGUCCUUUUGCUCAGCGAUGGAUCUUGUGACCAUAUGUCUACAGGCAUCCUGCCUAACAUCUUUAUGAGAUUUACAAAGCAACUGUAUUACACUCAUACACACACAAUACACAAGCAUGGCACCAGUCCCACCUGGCAUUCGCUUCCUUGCCUCCUUCAAUAGAGACCAGUGGUACAAGGCCUUCACGUUUGCUCUCACUUUCCUGCUCUACACAAGUUUCCAUCUAUCCAGGAAGCCCAUCAGCAUUGUCAAGAGUGAGCUGCAUAAGAACUGCUCUCAUAUCAUGGAGGUUCCUACAGAGAGUGGCGGGCAGCCUAGACUUCACACAGAACUAGACUGCAGCUGGAAACCAUUUGACAGAAACAACUAUAAGCAGUUGCUCGGAGCAAUGGAUUAUUCUUUCCUGUGUGCUUAUGCCAUAGGCAUGUAUCUCAGUGGAAUCAUUGGAGAGCGUCUGCCCAUUCGUCUGUACCUGACUGUGGGCAUGUUGACCAGUGGUCUUUUCACCUGUCUGUUUGGACUGGGAUACGUCUAUGACAUCCACAGCCUUAGCUUCUAUAUAUUUGUUCAGGUGGCCAAUGGAUUGGUUCAGACCACUGGUUGGCCAAGUGUCGUGACUUGCAUUGGCAACUGGUUUGGCAAGGGCAGGAGAGGCCUCAUCAUGGGUAUCUGGAACUCGCACACAUCGGUGGGCAACAUUCUGGGUUCUUUGAUUGCUGGAUAUUAUGUCUCCUCUAACUGGGGAUUGUCCUUCAUCGUCCCUGGAGUUAUCAUCGCUGUCAUGGGGGUCGUCUGCUUCUUCUUUCUAAUAGAGCACCCUAAUGAUCUGAAGACCGCCAGUACCCAGAGCUCAGCUCCAAGCAAUCAGAAGCUUCAUAAAAGCUGGAAUGGUGUUAAUGGACACAAAGACCUUUACUUGCAGUGCAAGCCAGGAGCUAAAGCACAGAGCUGGGACACCGAGCUUCUGCUGGGGCAGGAGAGCAUUGGCGUGUGUGUUCCCGUGCAGCAGGUGGUGGUGGUGAAGAGUGAGGCAGAGCCGUCACCCAUCAGCUUCAUGGGAGCUUUACGCAUUCCUGGAGUGGUGGAGUUCUCUCUUUGUCUGCUGUUUGCCAAGUUGGUCAGUUAUACAUUCCUCUUCUGGUUGCCCCUCUACAUCACUAAAGCAGCUCACCUAGAUGCCAAGAAAGCUGGAGACCUUUCAACUCUAUUUGAUGUGGGUGGCAUUGUUGGAGGGAUCUUGGCUGGAGUGAUCUCGGAUAAGAUGGGAAAGAGGGCCACCACUUGUGCAGUGAUGCUUCUGCUGGCCGCGCCCACACUCUACGGCUUCUCUAUGAUUAGUCAGUUUGGCUUGGGUCCCACUAUUGGUAUGCUGCUGGUGUGUGGUGGUUUAGUCAACGGCCCGUACUCUCUCAUCACAACAGCUGUCUCUGCUGACUUGGGCACACACAAGAGCCUGAAGGGCAAUGCCAGGGCUCUCUCUACAGUUACAGCUAUUAUAGACGGCACUGGAUCUGUCGGUGCUGCUGUGGGUCCUUUGCUGGCAGGGCUGUUGUCAUCACAAGGCUGGGAUAAAGUCUUUUACAUGCUCAUGACCGCAGACUUUUUUGCACUUUUGCUUUUGCUGAGACUUGUGAUGAAGGAGCUUCGUUCUCAUAGGAGUCGGCCAGGAGCCGCUGUCGAAAUGAAGGAACAUUGAGUACUUUGCACUUUCUGAGCGAGAGAAACAGUGAAGGAUACAAAUGUUCAUCUCUUACCACCAGUUGUUAUUUGACCAUUUCCUACCCUGGACCAAAACUUGACUGAAACCUCAGUUCAUGGACUAUACAAAGAGACAUUUUAUACCCUUUUUCAGAUUAAAAAAACAAACAUCGAUUUAGGGUGACAGCAAAGCAACUUUGAGGAAAUAUUUUCUUACUGAAUAUUUUCCCUCAAGAUCAUAAUGGACAUGCAGUCUGGACCUUGCAGCUCUAAUUGCUUUUGUGCCCGAGCAAAUGAACAUGACUCAAUGUGAGAUCAAGCCUAAAUAUCCCUCCAGUUAAAUAAUGCACAAUUGCACAACCAAAAGUAGCCUCUCUUUGUUGCUAACAAGGGGAUUUCUUAAAUAGAUGCAGUAAAAUUUCUACUUCUAGACCCUGCCGGGCACACAGUGCCUUCAUUAAACACGCAAGACAAAUGUCCCUGUCAACAGUUCAUGAAUCCAUUCUUGCAUGAUUUGAACAGAGCUAUUUAUGUAAGAAUGGUAUAUGAAAAUAUUCAAUAUUUACACCGAAAUUUGAUCUGCUCGUGUUUAAUAAACUAGGCCAUUAGUAUAGCUGGUUAUCAGUUUAUGUAUGUGUAUGUAUGCUAAAUCUAUACUAUAUUAUUAUUCUCAUCUGCCUUUCUAUGAACCAAAGCCAAUCUUGUCAGUCAUUGAGAAAUGUUUUUUAUAUAUUAUUUGAACUGUUCUACGAAUGAUAUGACAUGGAGGUGGAAAAAAUAUGGGAUGGGGGGGAUGCUUUUGUGUUCCCUAGCAAAAGUUUUGGAUGCCCAGAGAAGCCGUCCUUCAGGAAACUUUGUGUUACCUCGCGAAGAACUAAAAAGUUUCGCUACCGAACACAAUGCAAAACAUUUGCGAAAGAACGCGAAAGCAUAUCAACAUAGAAUUUUUUUCUUCCCAUCUCAAAAUAUUUUUCAUCGCCAUGAACCAUAUGUGGUUCUGUUGUCUUACUGUGGUGACGUCAAAGGUUCUUAUACUGUGUUUGUAAAGGAGAUCCACUAGGUGAUUCAGCCAUAUGACAAAUUAUUAUUGUUAUUUUUUUCUAUAUUUAUUUAUUUUUUUGCUAUGAGAUCAGGGAUGUCCAAUCCUGCUUCUGUCCUGCAGAGUUUAGCUCUAACUUGCCAGAACACACCUGACUGGAAGUUUCUAGCAACCCAGGUAAGAACUUAAUUUGUUCAGGUGUGUUUAAUUGGGGUUGGAGUUGAACUCUGCAGGACACAGGACCGAGUUUGGACACCCCUGAAUCAGAGACAUUCACUGCUGGCCUGUGACUUAUUGAAUAAUCACUAUGUUAUGAGUUAUUAUUAUUAUGAAAAAAAAUAAUAAUUUGUUUUUAUCUGACCACUGGUUACUAUACAUUCAUAUACAAACAUAAUUCAAGCUGUUCUAUAUGAAUAAUACAAUAUAUAUCAACAUUCUUAUUUGUUUUUUUAAUCUGUAGGAUAAAGUGUUAGAUAUUUAAAAGCACUUCUGUUGUCAGGUUCAACAUGUUCACAUCAACGUUCACGUCUGUAUGAUAUAAAUCAGUGUGAGCGAACCAAAAGAGUCUCCUUGACUGUAAUUGUAUGUGCGCAUUUAGGACCCGCACCUGCCUCUGCAGCUAUAAUUAUUUAAAGUGUCUAUUUGAAAACUGUGGUAUUGUGUCAUUCUGCAGAGCUAGAGGCACAUGUAGAUGUUUGCUGUAAAGCUGGACCUCUUACGUAAUCAUGCGUUUAGCACGUGUGCAUUUGACCUUAUAGGACAACAUACUCUAGGUGAUUGAAUGUAUCUAUAUAAUUUAUGGGUAGUACCUUGUUGUAAUGAGAGAGAACACAUUGUGCCUUUUUUUUCUAUUUGCUUUUUUUUUUUUUUUUUUGUAUGGGGAUUUGUCUUUUGGAGUGUUCAUUUUUAAGUUAUUGACAGCUAAUUUUCAGAAUCCUGUGGAACAAAUUUGGGAAUUAUCUGUAUUAUGUUGCUGUGUGUACACAUAGGAUAUUUUGAAUAAAGCAGACACAAGGCAUGAAA